AUGGAUAAUAUUCAAAAAGGAUAUGAUAACAAAGGAUACGAAACAGAUAUUAAAAAUAAAGAUUCUAAUUGGCAUACUGUCAAUUUAGAUUCAAGAAAUGAGAAACGUCAGAUUGCUAGUGAAGGAGAUGAUUAUGAUCCAUACCAACAUAGAGAUAUAAAACACCCUAUAAGGGCGUCUGAAGCGUUAAUACAUUUAUUAAAAGGUUCUCUUGGGACAGGAAUUUUGGCUAUGCCAGCUGCAUUUAAAAAUUCCGGUUAUAUUGUAGGGAUUAUAUGCACUUUUAUUGUAGGAUUAAUAUGUACAUAUUGUGUUCAUGUGCUUCUAAGUACAAAUUAUGAACAAUCUAAAAGAAAGCGAGUGCCACAUUUAACAUAUCCAGAGUUGGCUGAAACUGCUUUAGCUGGUGGUCCAAAUUUUUUUAAAGUGUUCACUCCAAUUAUUGGGCAUGUCACAAAAAUUUUUCUUAUAAUUGUACAACUUGGAACAUCCUGUGUAUAUGUAGUCUUUAUUUCAGACAAUAUAAAAAAUAUUGUAGACUAUUACACUGAAAAAGAAGAUCAUAUAGAUAUUCGUCUUUACAUGUGCAUGAUAUUGUUACCUUUGAUUUUGAUUAAUUGGGUUCGGAAUUUAAAAUAUUUGGCUCCUUUUACGGCAAUUGGUAACGUUGCCACUAUUGUUUCGUUUGGAGUAAUUUUAUAUUACAUCUUUAGAGAACCAAUUUCAGUAGUUGGAAGGGAUGCAGCAGCUCCAAUUGAGAAAUUUCCACUAUAUCUCGGAACCGUUUUAUUUGCUUUAGAAGCUAUUGGUGUUGUCAUUCCAUUACAAAAUGAGAUGAAAAGCCCAAAAAAUUUUGGCAGACCUAUAGGUGUAUUGAAUAUUGCCAUGUUUGUCAUAGUGUCUUUAUAUAUGGGAAUGGGUUUUUGCGGAUAUCUCAAAUAUGGUGCAGAUAUUAAAGGAUCAAUAACGUUAAACUUAGCGAAAGAUGAAGUAUUAGCUCAAUCUGUGAAAGGAAUGUUGGCGUUUUCAAUUUACAUUACACACGCACUCCAAAGUUAUGUUGCAAUCGAUAUUCUAUGGAAUCAUUAUAUUAAAAAAAGAUUAUCAUCAAGAUUUACUUUUUGGGAAUAUGUUGUUAGAACGUGUUCCACACUUGUUACAUUCAUUUUUGCAAUCGCUAUCCCCAAUUUAGAGUUGUUUAUUUCCUUAGUGGGAGCAUUAUGUUUAGGUGUACUUGGAUUAGCAUUACCAGCUACAAUUCAAAUGUCAACUUAUUGGUUUCAAACAAGUGGAUUCGCUCGUGUACGAUUAAUUGCGCUCAACUCAUUUAUAUUUUUGGUUGGAAUAAUCGGAUUCAUCAUAGGAACUACAAUAUCAAUAAUUGAAAUUAUUGAUUCAUUUUCAAAACCCAAAACAGAAUAGU
Messenger RNA from Condylostylus longicornis, 1423 nucleotides. Its product is annotated as proton-coupled amino acid transporter-like protein CG1139. The record is from RefSeq and is a predicted model, not a curated record. Gene Ontology annotation, cellular component: vacuolar membrane. Gene Ontology annotation, biological process: amino acid transmembrane transport. NCBI's taxonomy places the organism in Eukaryota, Metazoa, Arthropoda, Insecta, Diptera, Dolichopodidae. Gene Ontology annotation, molecular function: amino acid transmembrane transporter activity. The transcript has 7 exons. The coding region runs from base 1 to 1422 and encodes 473 amino acids.